Molecule: messenger RNA, 1350 nt
Organism: Adineta steineri
Lineage: Eukaryota; Metazoa; Rotifera; Eurotatoria; Adinetida; Adinetidae
Source: the annotation of a GenBank genome assembly
AUGUCUUCAUCAAUUCGAGUUGCAAUUUGUGGUGCUGGUCCAUCUGGUUUAAGUCAAUUACAUGCAUUUGAAUCAGCUAGACAAAAAGGUUGUGAAAUACCUGAAAUAGUAUGUUAUGAAAAACAAAGCGAUUUAGGUGGUCAAUGGAAUUAUACAUGGCGAACAGGUUUAGAUGAAUAUAAUGAACAUGUUCAUAGUAGUAUGUAUUUUAAUUUAUGGACAAAUUUACCAAAAGAAUGUGCGGAAUAUGUUGAUUAUACGUAUGAUAAACAUUUUGGUCAAUCAGUUCCAUCAUAUUUACCACGAAAUAUGUUUUAUGAUUAUAUUCGAGGUUAUGCUCAACAAAAUAAUGUUUGUCAAUAUAUUCAAUUUAAUAAAAAUAUUCAAUGGAUUAAUUAUUUAGAAGAAAAAAAUAAAUUUAAUAUAGUAAUAAAAGAUUUAAAAAAUGAUAAAAUCUAUUCGGAAGAAUUUGAUUAUGUUAUUAUAGCAACAGGACAUUAUUCAACACCAUUUAUUCCAUAUUUAAAUGGUAUUGAAACAUUUCCUGGACGAUUAUUACAUUCUCAUGAUUAUCGUUUUGCAGAAGAUUCUCAAAAUAAAAAUGUUCUUAUAGUUGGUAAUGGAGUUUCAGGUGAAGAUAUUGCGUUAGAAUUAUAUAAAUAUGGAACGAAAUUUAUUAGAAUUUCGUAUCGAACAAAAGCAAAAGAAUUAAAAUGGCCAGAUGAAAUCAAAGAAGUUCCAUCAAUUACUAAAAUUGAUAAAAAUAUUGUUUAUUUUAAAGAUGAAUCAUCAGAUAGAUUUGAUGCGAUUAUUUAUUGUACUGGAUAUGUUCAUCAUUUUCCAUAUUUAGAUGAUAAUCUUCGUUUAAAAUCAUCAAAUUCGAUUUAUUUACCAAAUUUAUAUAAAACAAUAUUUUGGUUAGAUCAACCACGUUUAAUUUAUAUUGGUAUGCAACGUGUAACAUUUGCUUUAAAUAUUGCAAAUAUUCAAUCAUGGUAUGCAAGAGAUUUUAUUCUUGGAAAUAUUAAAUUACCUGCGACAAAGCAAGAAAUGGAAUUGGAUAUUAAACAAUGGAAAAUAAAAGAAAAAAAUAUAAAAAAUAUUUAUGAUGCUUUUCAUUUUCAAAAAGAUUAUCUUAUUGAUUUACUUAAUUCAACUGAUUAUCCAAAUUUUAAUGUUGAACAAAUGAUGGAAAUUCUAUUUGAUUGUAUUAAAGCAAGAAAUGAAAAUAUUCUUACAUAUAGAGACAAAAUUUAUACUUCACCUAUAACUAAUACAAUUGCUAAACAACAUCAUACAACAUGGAUUAAAGAAUUUAGUCAAUCUUUAGAAGAUUUUAUUCAAAAAUAA